This is a messenger RNA of Colletotrichum costaricense, 156 nucleotides long. RefSeq lists its product as uncharacterized. The record is from RefSeq and is a predicted model, not a curated record. NCBI's taxonomy places the organism in Eukaryota, Fungi, Ascomycota, Sordariomycetes, Glomerellales, Glomerellaceae. The coding region runs from base 1 to 156 and encodes 51 amino acids. The transcript has a single exon.
AUGAACCAAUGUUUAGUGGGGGCAGGUCGAGCAGGCGGGCAGCUGGCACCACAAGUUCCCGCUGUUCUCCCACACUCUCCGCUUGCCGCCCGCCAGGCUUUGCCAGGGGACACCAAGAACGGACAGCUGGAGGUUGACUGGAGACGGUGGCCUUAG